AUAGAAAUUUUAACCAUCAAGAAAACAAAACGUAUUUGCUUUGUAAAAGUAUCACAACAAUGUCUUCAUCACAAUUUUUUAUACUUUGCAUCAUCCUCAUUUCUUCAUUUCCUCUUCAUGAAUGUGAAAAUGGAAAAAGUGUUGAAGCGAGCAAUGCAGCUAAAACACUUUGCAUGUCAGUGAAUUGCGAUAAUAAAGACAGAAAUCUCACUUGUGCUUGUUGUUUGGCCAAAUCCAAGAAUAGGUGUUAUAGUAGCAAAUCAGAAUGUGUUGCUGACUGCAAAGAUUGAAAGGCAUAACUUAAUAACAAGCUCCACUAAGGAAUUAAGAAACUUGAUUAGCGUUUAUAUAAUACUACUCUCUCUAGUUAUGGUUUCCAUAAUAUGAAUAAUACAGGCUUAUUUAAAGUCCAUGACUAAUACAGUUUAUUCUUAUUGUAAUUGUAUUAAGUGAAUUUCAAAUUAUACUUGUUUUAUUUUUUUCUUUUUCGUUUUCAUUUUGUUAUACUAGUCAUUUGUUCUAGAAUAUGUUGCGGUCAACGAGUUUUCAAGAAAUAAAGAAAG
Messenger RNA from Arabidopsis thaliana (thale cress), 563 nucleotides. Its product is annotated as maternally expressed family protein. The record is from RefSeq and is marked reviewed. Gene Ontology annotation, biological process: suspensor development. The coding region runs from base 60 to 290 and encodes 76 amino acids. The transcript has 2 exons. NCBI's taxonomy places the organism in Eukaryota, Viridiplantae, Streptophyta, Magnoliopsida, Brassicales, Brassicaceae.